Molecule: messenger RNA, 6050 nt
Organism: Hyla sarda
Lineage: Eukaryota; Metazoa; Chordata; Amphibia; Anura; Hylidae
Gene: VWC2L
Product: von Willebrand factor C domain containing 2 like
Exons: 4
Coding region: 864-1532 (222 amino acids)
Biological process (GO): negative regulation of BMP signaling pathway
Cellular component (GO): AMPA glutamate receptor complex
Molecular function (GO): protein binding
Source: RefSeq, a predicted model, not a curated record
UAUAGCUGUGCUGUCCAUGGGGCUGGCCGUAGCUGUGCUGCUGCUGUCACACAGUGUGCAGAGCGCUCGGUGCAGUCACUCUGUGCUCCGCUGCUGAACGCGUCCAGACACAUCUCCUGCACUGUAACCCGUAGUCCUGGAAGAACCGCAUUACGCCCCCUGGACCGCUCUUCCCGCUCCCUCUGCCCCCAGAAGUGUGGAUGUGUUCGGGUGCUGAGGAGACAUUCCUGGCGGGAAUGAUGUUUUCCCCAUGGAGCUGAUCUGUCCGGGAAGCUGAACGCUGCGCAGGGAUCGCUGAGGAUUAGAAGAAGUAAAGUUAUGUAUGCGCCUUCAUGCCGGUCCUUCUGCUCGGUCUACAGUAGUGUCUGGAGGCGGCCACUAAAGCAACAUAUUGCCAUGGAGCUGAGGGGGUCUGGGCAGGAGCCGAGUUCCAUGCUGUUGCUGUUUGUGCUGAUGAAAUCUUAAUGCACGUACGCAAAGCAGCAGCAGCUCCUCAGCUGUGAGAGGGAAGCCCGUCCAGCGGCGGAAGAGCAGCGAUCCAGAAGAGGACACCAUGAAAGCUCUGCUCACUCUUGGAUAUGUAUAAAUUGCAUUGAUGUUUUUGCUUUGUCUGAUGUGCUGCUGGGAAUCCUGUCUUGACCAUUGUCCAUCCUGUACCAUGGGAGAAAAUCUGGGGGAACUCUCCUUUUACUCUCCCUAAACCAUGGGUCCUCUGGCACCAAGGAUGGGCUAACCACAGACUCCUAACCUUUUGGCUUUUAAAUUGUCCAGCUAAUCCUCAUAGGAUUAACCCUUCAGACCUCAUGGCAGCAACCUGAUCCAGUUCCUAGUGGAGUGGCACACUUUAAGCCUGAAGUUGGGGGAUGGCUCUACAUAUCUCUGCAGUCUCCAUGAUUUUCUUUGCAAUCAUGGCUUCAGCAUCUUCAGCUUCAAUCAACCAAGAAGACUACCCUGCCGAUGAAGGAGAACAGGCCUCCAGCAAUGACAACCUAAUAUUUGAUGACUACAGGGGUAAAGGCUGUGUGGACGACAGUGGUUUUGUGUAUAAGCUAGGAGAGAGAUUUUUCCCAGGUCACUCUAACUGUCCUUGUGUAUGUACAGAGGAUGGACCGGUUUGUGAUCAGCCGGAAUGCCCUAAAAUUCACCCAAAAUGCACUAAAGUGGAACAUAAUGGAUGUUGUCCAGAGUGUAAGGAGGUGAAAAACUUUUGUGAAUAUCAUGGAAAAACGUACAAAAUCCUGGAAGAGUUUAAGCCUUCUCCGUGUGAAUGGUGCCGGUGUGAGCCCAGCAAUGAAGUCCACUGUGUUGUAGCGGAUUGUGCAGUGCCAGAGUGUGUAAAUCCCGUGUAUGAACCUGAACAGUGCUGCCCGGUCUGCAAGAACGGGCCUAACUGCUUUGCAGGCACCACUAUCAUCCCAGCAGGGAUCGAAGUCAAAGUGGAUGAUUGUAACAUUUGUCACUGCCACAACGGGGACUGGUGGAAACCAGCACAGUGUUCAAAACGAGAGUGCCAUGGGAAGCAAACCCUAUAGACAUGCUGUGCCUAUACCAGACAUAUAAGGGGCUGCCUCUACGUCCAAGCCUGUUGACUAAUGAAAAACGGAUACUCCUUAUGUAAAGGUGUUACAUUGUGCUGGACCCAACUGAACUGUGUACACGCAACAAAACUUCACAUACUGAGCUCCGCAUCACAUAUUGUCCUACUCUAGGGGGGUGGCUUCAAUUUUUUGACAAGGUUUAACCAAACAGAACGCUGAGACUUUCUAGUGUGACACUGAGGAAACGUUGGUUCCAUUUCGUCGAUUCCAAACCAGACCGCCUGACAAUCUUUUCUUUCUUUCUAGUCUCUGUUACUUCCAGCCAUAUUUUGUUACCAUUGAAUUCUUUUAUGAAAAAAUAUACAAAAAUAGACCAGUGUUUAGCUACAGUAAAAUCUAAUUUAAAAACAAUACAUUCAGUGCCAAACUUAAAUGAAAAUGCAAAACAAAGUAUAGUAUGGUACCCAAGAAACAAUUGAUGCUUAGUCUGUCCAGUCUACGAGAGUAUUGUAGACCAUUUGGGGUAGUGAUGAGAUCACAUAACACACCUCAACAUUUAUGGCAGUAAAGUAGGGGUAUUUUUUAAUAAAUAAACCAUUACCUCAUUAUUUAUUGCAUUUGUAUUACACAGGGGUAGUACGCCAGUUGGGCUUUACUGCACUUUAGCAUAUCAUAAAUAUAUUGCAUAAAAUAUGUUCCCUGGGUAUUUCCAAAACAACCCAGUUCUUUUGUAACACACAAAGCCUAAACUAAUAUAAUAUAAACAGAUAUAUAUUUCGUAAAGUAAAGUAAGUACUAAUAGCAAUCACAAAUAUUGAUGUGUUUAGUACUGUUUAUAUUUCACCUCGAGCACAAGGUAUGCAUUAUUAUCUAGAUAAACACUAUGUAUAUUUGGUUAGCUAUAUAUUUGCCUACAUCACAGGACCACAUCGACAAGGCAUUGACUAGUUUAAGGUGUUUAACAGGUACUGACGAAUAUAGUAGCAGUCAAUUAAAGAAUUUUUGUUUUUUGUCAUAGUCUCCCAAAAGAAAACAACUAUCCGGGGACUAACCUUUCCACUAAAAAAUAUGUCACCAGCAGUGCUGUGAUCAAUGCUUUGGGUCAUCUACUAGCUAUAAUCCAUCCUUUAGUGACCAUACCAUUGGUACGAAGAGCAUUAAUAUAUCUUUUCCAAAUAUCAGAUCUUUUAUCUGACUAGAGCAUCAUGGGCAAAUAAUGUUUUCUCCAGAUCACAUACUUUUUUGGUGAAAGGAGCCUAACAAAUUUCCUUACAUAUCUUAGGUAUAGUCACAAGAGCGUAUCCAUUCAUGCCAAUGGCUUGUAACUUUACGUUGUUCCCAAGGUAUUUGUAGAAAAAAUCUACAGCAGUAAAGUCCACUUCUAAACAUUUUAAAUACUUUUGAGAACAAAUAUAAUUUCGUUUUUAAGCUGCUUUUUCCACUUUUUACAGUUUUGGCAUUGAAAAAGUUGCAAGUUCCUUUUUGCCACUUUUUGAUCUACUAUUACUUAUAGGAGAUAUCCAGUACUGACAAACUUAUCCCCUAUCCUAAGUAUAGAGGAUAAGUUUCAAAUCGCGGCGGGUUCGACCACUGGGGCUCGGUACAGGGCCCUGGCAGCCCGCGGGAAGGGGGAGUGUUGACCACCACACGAAGUGGUGGCUGACACUCCCCCUCAAUACAACUCUAUGGCAAAGCCGGAGCGCUGUCUUCGGCAAUCUCCGGGUCUGCCAUAGCGAUGUACAGUGCUGCAUAGCUUCGUGCGGUGGUCAACACCCGCUAUCUGGCCAGCGAGCGGGGCCAGUACAGGAGAUCGCGGGGGGGCCCCAGCGGUCGGACCCCCCGCGAUCUGAAACUUAUCUCCUAUCCUUAGGAUGGGGGAUAGGUUUUUCAGCACUGGACAACUCCUUUAAAGCUUUGACUACUAGGUAUGCUAUUUUAUUUGAAAAUUAGUAUAAAUUAUGACUGUAUUAUUAUAUGAUCAUACUCUGAUCAUGCUAAAUAUUAUCUAAUUCCUAGUUAUUCAGAUUUCUUUAACAAAUGCAGUUAUCUUAUAAACAAUAUAAAAUAUUAUACAGAUGAUUCUUCCUGCGUAGUAUUUACUGCUAAAAUUAUGACCAUGGCAGUAUCUAGACUCUAUGGUGCCCUGGGCAAAUGUGACUAAUGAUUCCCUACCAGACAGGGAUGGCCAAUUUACAUUAUCCAUUAACAUUCUGCAAACAAAGUGCUUUUGUAGUAUUGGGUAAACAAAUCUCAUGUUGAGAUGAGCUCAUUUGAAAUGUUUAUGUUUUACAAUAUAAACUUUUACCCAAUAGCUAAUACUUCUCUAUAUAAUAAAUAGGGUCUCCUAGCAGAAUAUCAUGGUGGCAAUCUGCCAGCAUACCAGUUAUGCCCACUAACCGGUCAUAACACAAUAAUGUAAUUUUUGGACAGUAAUGUAUCUGCAUGCAGUAGUUGGGCCAUGUGAUACCCCACAUAAUAUUGUCUUUCAGGGUUUGCCAAAAAAGUGAACAGUACAUAAAUUUGCUCACAUAUUAGUGUAAGUCACAUAAGAGUACCCAUAAAACAAUGCUGCAAAUAUAUUAGUGCCAGUUAUGUAGUAUUGUCUUGUAUCACAAGCCACAUAUUAGUGCCUGUAAAGCAGUGUCAGCUAAAUGUCAGCAGUAGCAAACAUAGCACCCAAACCGUGCCAAACAUAUGGCAGUGCCAAAUAAUUCUUCACCAUGUAGAAGUGCCUAAAAAGUGGUCAUAUAUUUGUGAUUGUUAUUUACACAGUUGAUUAGAGAAAGAUGUAAGAAUGAAACAAAAGCUUCUGAAUCCCAUGACAUUUAAUAAAAUGGAAUUAUGAAACUAGAUGAAAUUUCUUUCUGACUAAUCUCAGCAACAUGUAUCCUAUAAGUAGGCUAAAAAAUAAGCCUAUGAAAAUUAUAAAGAGCGGGAUGCCAUUGUAUGAAGAAUGUGGUCCACCACUGAGAUGAAUGGAAUGUUUGACAAUAUAAUAAGUUCUGUGAUACACCCCAACUUACCUAAAUGGGCUUAUAUACAUAUGAUUUUACAACACUAUCCAAGUUUUUUAUUUCGUGGACAAAAGUGAACAUUAGGCCCUUUAAGUCACCAGGGCCUGGGUGCCAUUGCUACUUUUGCAUCCUUGGACUAUGAAGAAAAUUGUAUGACAGACAACCACGUGCAACACCGCUGUUUGUUGUAUUCUGUUAAAAUGUUUUAUUUGGUUGUUCAAUAACAUUGUGAUAAAAAAAAAAAAAAAAAAAAACAUUUUAAUCAAUGUGUUUUUUCUGUCUUUGAAAAUCCCUUUUUGCUAGGGAGGUUCUCAAAGAUGAGCUUUAUCUCUCCUACUCACCUUCUCCUAUCCCUCUGCAGCUUCAGUUCUCCCGCUCCUGGUUCCUACUCACCACUAAUGCUUCCUGGUGACCCACCUCAGCCAAGGAUUGGCUGAGCAAGGCAGUUUCUAUUGGGUUAAUGCAUCACAGCAACCAGGAAGAAGAAGUGAUGAGCGGGGACUUGAGCAUCGGAAUGGUAGUGGCAGAGGAUCAGAGGAGGUGAGUAUCACUUCUUUUUUUGUUUUACCACCGUCAGCCAUAUUAAAAAAAAAUUAUAUAUAUGUAUAUAUAUAUAUAUAUAUAUAUAUAUAUACUAUUAAAACCUUAUUAAAUCACUUUUCAAACUUCAACUUUGAAAUAUAUUUUCAAUCUUUUAACUCAUAUAAAGUAAGAUGCCACGAAAUGUGUAAAUAAUGAUACAAAAAUAGUUUACUGUGCCAUUGUUUGAAAGUCCUAAAGAUGAACCAUACACAGUACAGGAUUAAAAUCUCAGGAGUCUGUAGGCAAAGAAACAUGCUCUUAAAGUAUUCUUAUGUAAAUGGUCUCUAAAGCAGCUGUCCUACAGACAUGGUCCCACAGUGAGUAGUAAAAUUGUCCCUAACCAUAAUUUCCUAUUCCCUACUUAAAGAUAAUUCUACGACUAAACAAAUAUUUUUUUCUGUUUUCACUCUAGAUAAUAUGCUAAUAGUUAUCAGGAAUGUGACAUAAAAAAUAUGGAUAAAUGAUGACUCUUUUUUACCAAUAAUAAUGACUUUGUGUAGCCCAGUCUAUUUUUGUGUAAUUUAUUCUAUUUACGCAGUUUCAUAUAGAUUUCACCUCUUAUACUUACAGCCGUACAUCAUAAGCUGAUAUAAACUAUAAUCAUUUAUGUAUCUGAUGUUCUCAGUUAAUGCAACUGCCUGUUAUUGUGAUUAUUUUGAAAUAUUUCUGUAUGUAUUUUUCCAUAUACCUGUAUGCCUUUAUUUUGCUUUCGGUUAUCUUCUGCUAAACCUCAUAGACAGAGAACUCAACUUUUCAGUGUCAGUGGGCAGCAACAAAAGCAUGCCUAUGAACCCUGAUGCAAAGCCACCUUGUCUAUACAGAGAUGUUCCAUAUGAAAAAUACUUGAUGCAUUACAAAAAUAUAUUAAAAUAUUUUGUUAAUUAUAAAAGUGUCCAGUACAACAAUAAUAAUUUUC